Messenger RNA from Porites lobata, 3357 nucleotides. NCBI's taxonomy places the organism in Eukaryota, Metazoa, Cnidaria, Anthozoa, Scleractinia, Poritidae. The record is from the annotation of a GenBank genome assembly.
AUGCUGGCCGAAACUAGGGUCAACCUACCAAUCUGGAAUAAUCUUUCAGAGAGAGCACGUACCUCAGAUCUUAAAUUCCAGAAGGUGCAAAAAUCCCUUAUUAAGGGUACAACUGCAGUGGUCCAGGUUGUAAAUGACCUGAUCAGCAAGCCAGAUAUGCCAUCAAAGGGUCAACUAGUUAACCAACUCAUGGAUGGUGUUCUGUUGAUGGCUAAUUCUAACACAGAGUUAAAUCUGAGGCGUAGGGAGGCUCUAAAACCGGAACUUCACAAAAGCUACCGCUAUCUUUGUGCUCCCUCAAACCCAAUAACAACUGAGCUUUUUGGAGAUGAUCUACCCAAGGCGGUAAAAGACAUUACUGAUACCAACCGAAUCACUUCCAAGCUUAGUAGAGAAACUAAGCAGAGCUUCAAAAGAUCACGAAGUGAUGGUCACUCAGACAGAUACCAAGGCAAAUACAGGAAUAAUAAUUAUUAUUCUGGGCUGUCAAAAAACUACCGCCGCCCCCUCUUCAGCAAGAAGGAGGGGGGGAGGAAGGCUGCUCAGAAGAACCACAACUAAUUCAUGACCAAAAUGUUGAGGUAAGGGACAAAGAGUUGCAAAUUGCUGGCAGGCUUAAAUACUUUCUCUCUGCCUGGAUGGAAAUUACAUCAGACAGAAAAAUUCUUGACAUGGUUGAACACUGUCAUCUUGAGUUUACUGAACACCCCUAUCAACAAUAUCCUAAGCCUCCAGUCAGAUUUAACUCUGAAGAGGCUGCUCUUAUUGAUGGUGAAUACAGCAAUUGCUUAAAAAAGGGGUUCUUGAGGAGACUGACCCUAGUUAUGGUCAGUAUGUCUCUACAAUUUUUCUCAGAAAAAAGAAAAAUGGUUCUUACAGACUGAUCUUGAAUCUAAAAGAACUGAAUGCAUCCAUAGAGUAUCAACAUUUUAAAAUGGAAAGCCUAACAUGUGCUAUCCAGUUAAUGAAGAAAAACUGUUAUAUGGCUUCUAUAGACCUAACAGAUGCAUAUUACACUGUUCCUGUGGCUGUUGAGCACAGGAUAUAUUUAAGGUUUUUCUGGAGAAAUAGGCUGUUUCAGUACACAUGUCUCCAUAACGGCCCAGCAUCUGCACCAAGAUACUUUACAAAACUAUUGAAACCAGUGUAUAGCACAUUGCGUAGCCAAGGCUACUUAAAUGUUGGCUAUAUAGAUGACUCAUAUUUACAGGGGGACUCAAAGACAGACUGCAGAAGUAAUAUUCUUACUACCCUAACCCUAUUUGAGUCUCUAGGAUUCCUGGUCAAUCAUGAAAAGUCAGUGUUGCAACCAUGUCAGAAAUUGGCAUUUCUUGGUUUUCUUUUAGAUUCUGUCAACAUGAAAGUUUUUCUUACGGCAGAAAAAACCGAGAAAAUAAUUUUGGCAUGCCAACAACUGCUAAAGAAAAGUAUAAUUUCUAUAAGAGAAGUUGCCCAGGUCAUUGGACUUCUGGUCUCUAGUUUGCCUGCUGUACAGUAUGGACCCCUUUUUUACAGGAGUCUUGAAAUUGACAAAAAUACAGCUUUGCAACAAAAUAAUGGCAACUAUGAAGCUAAUAUGACCCUCUCGUCAGAAUCUAUCAGUGAGCUUCGCUGGUGGGUGACUAACCUACCUACAGCAUGCAAAAGUAUCACCAUGGACAACCCAGAUAUAGAAAUGGCAACAGAUGCAUCGAAAUUAGGCUGGGGGGCGGUAUGCAAUGGACAAAGUGCCCAAGGCAUGUGGUCCCCAUUUGAAAAACAAAAGCACAUUAAUGAACUUGAAUUAUUAGCAGUCUAUUUUGGUUUGAAAUCCUUCCAGCCCUUAUUAAAAGGAAAGCAUGUGUGCAUUAAAACUGACAAUUCUACAACUGUCUGCUAUCUUAAUGCAAUGGGGGGCACUAAAUCCCCUCCGUGUAACAAACUUGCUAAAAGUGUUUGGAUGUACUGUAUGAAAAAUGAUAUCUGGCUGACUGCAUGCCAUUUGCCAGGUGUCCUUAAUACUAAGGCAGACAUAAGCUCCAGACAAUUUAAUGAGAGAACUGAGUGGCAGCUUCAACCAGAUAUAUUCUGUAAGAUUACUGACAUACUGGGUACUCCUGAGAUUGAUCUGUUUGCAUGCAGACUUAACAACCAGCUUCCAAAAUAUGUUUCUUGGAAGCCUGACCCUGGAGCCUGCCACGUAGAUGCCUUCUCGUUUUCCUGGAGUGGACAGUUUGUUUACAUUUUUCCUCCCUUUUCUCUGCUUAACAGAUGUCUGCAGAAAUUAGAGAAGGAUCAGACUUUAGCACUGUUGGUGGCUCCUGUGUGGCCCACACAGGUUUGGUGACCCCGGCUACUAAGCCUUCUUGUGGCAAAUCCAUUAAUGCUCCCACAAGACAAGGACCUCCUCACCCUACUACAGUCGGGGACUCUACAUCCUCUGAGAAAGCACAUGAGACUGAUGGCAUGUCUCUUGUCCGGCAGUACUAUGAAACAAGAGGAGUAUCGAAGUCAGCUGUUGGAUUGCUCAUGGCAUCCUGGCGGGGGGGCACUAAGAAACAGUACUCCGUGUACAUCAAGAAAUGGACAGCAUUUUGUCUCCAGAGGAAAGUCGAUCAUCUUCAACCACCUGUAGGAGCAGUCUUGGAUUUCCUUUCUGAACUUUUUGACCAAGGACUUACUUACAGUGCUAUCAACUGUGCUAGAAGUGCAUUGUCUUCUUAUGUGUCAUUGGAUGAUGGCUCUGUAGUUGGACAGAACCCGCUAGUUUGUCGCCUGUUGAAAGGUGUUUUCCAGUCAAGACCACCCAAGCCCAAAUAUACAGAGGUUUGGGAUGUCCAAGUGGUCUUAACAUACCUGGCUACACUUCAUCCUGUUGAAUCGUUGACACUUAAACAGCUUACAUUGAAACUUGUUAUGUUGUUGUUGUUAGUAUCAGGCCAACGAGGCCAGACUAUUCACUUGUUAGACAUAAAUCAUAUGUUUGUGAAUGAUGCCAAAUACACAUUUGUCAUCCCUAGCCACCUAAAACAAAGCAAACCAGGGGUACCUAACCCUCAGGUUGUUCUGGAAUCAUUUGAACGACCCUCUAUUUGUGUUGUUACUACGCUUACGGAAUACCUUGUAAGAACUAAAGUAUUGAGACCUAGCGGCCAGUCACAGCUGUUGAUAAGUUACGUUAAACCUUAUAAGCCCGUAAGCAGGGAUACAGUCAUUAGGUGGGUGCGAUACACUAUGGCUUUAGCUGGUAUUGAUGUAACAAAAUAUUCAGCUCAUAGUACAAGGGCUGCAUCUGUUUCAGCAGCAAGCAGGGCUUCUGUAAAUCUUGAUGACAUUCUCCAAACUGCAGGGUGGUCAUCUGAAUGCUGCUUUGCUCGU